This is a messenger RNA of Rana temporaria (common frog), 2333 nucleotides long. RefSeq names its product NK2 homeobox 5 (gene NKX2-5). Gene Ontology annotation, biological process: regulation of transcription by RNA polymerase II; cell differentiation. The record is from RefSeq and is a predicted model, not a curated record. The transcript has 2 exons. Gene Ontology annotation, cellular component: nucleus. NCBI's taxonomy places the organism in Eukaryota, Metazoa, Chordata, Amphibia, Anura, Ranidae. Gene Ontology annotation, molecular function: RNA polymerase II cis-regulatory region sequence-specific DNA binding; DNA-binding transcription factor activity, RNA polymerase II-specific. The coding region runs from base 209 to 1105 and encodes 298 amino acids.
AGGUGAGCUGUCUCUUUGGCUUAUGACGUCAGCGGGUCUCCGGUGACCAAUGAGUGGAGGUGGCCCCUCCUCUGUGUGUCUUAUGGUGAGGCAGAGAGGAGUAGAGGCAGCACUUAGUAGGUGAGCAGUGCACGCUGCCAUGGUCUGAGUGUGUCCGUCCUGCUCUACAUCUAAGGAGGCUUCAUGACUCUUCCCUGCUGCUGCCAUCAUGUUUGCUAGUCCAGUGACUUCUACUCCAUUCUCUGUCAAAGACAUCCUGAACCUGGAGCACCACACUGGUCUGGCAGCCAUGGACAUCUCCCCUAGGAUGGACUCCUCUUCCUGCAUGUUGUCCAGCUUCAAACAGGAGUCAUACCCGGGUACCCCAUGUCUGUCCGAGCUCAGUGAUGACCUGACUCAGAGGGACACCUCCAAGGGUUCCUCUCCUUUCCCAGGAUCCUUCUACGUCAAAAACUACAUGGAGAUGGAUUCCUCCAAGGAGCACAAGGAGGACAAAAAAGAACUCUGCUCCUUGCAGAAAACCAUGGAAAGUGACAAGAGAGACAUGGAGGACCCAGACCGACCAAGGCAGAGAAAAAGAAGGAAGCCCAGGGUCCUCUUCUCUCAGGCCCAAGUCUAUGAACUUGAGAGAAGGUUCAAACAGCAGAAGUACCUAUCUGCUCCAGAGAGAGACCAUUUAGCUAAUGUUUUAAAGCUCACAUCCACCCAGGUGAAAAUCUGGUUCCAGAACAGAAGAUACAAAUGUAAAAGACAAAGACAAGACCAGACUCUUGAAAUGGUGGGCCUACCACCUCCAAGAAGGAUAGCUGUCCCAGUUUUGGUGAGAGAUGGCAAGCCUUGCUUAGGAGAUUCAUCUCCAUACAACUCACCGUACAAUGUCAGCAUUAACCCUUACAGUUAUAACACUUAUCCCUCCUACUCCAACUAUAGCAACCCAGCCUGUAACGGCAGCUACAAUUGCAGCUAUACGUCAAUGCCAAGCAUGCAACCCACCUCAGCCAGCAAUAAUUUUAUGAAUUUCAGUGUGGGGGACUUGAACACAGUGCAGACGCCGAUUCAACAGGCAAACAGUGUCAGUGCACUUCAUGGCAUUCGAGCCUGGUAGAACUUCAUUAAAAGGAUUCAACAAAGCACUAAGCAUGAUGGCAAGGACAUCAUAGACUGGAAAGAAGCAGAAGAAAAAAACUCUGAUGAUCUUCUCCUGCUGAUGUGACUUUUGGCCCAUGGUGUGUGAUUGUGCAUGGUUUGCUAAAGGAUGAUGUGGUAUACAGGACAAGACCAGCCAACAGAAGAUUCACACCUUAUUAAGGAGAGUUCCUUUUUUUCAAUGUUUUGAGUUCACUUCUUGUGUCACCAAGCUAUUUUCAGAUUAUACUUGUGUGCCCUUUAAUUAAAGUGAAUCUGUCAUGUGUGUGGCAAGAUCACAGUGCUAUAGAUGAUGAGGCUGAGAUGAUGUAGAAAUCAUUUUUACUUUUCUUAUUUUCCUGUUGCCUUAGCUGAAUAACCAGCAGUGGAAAAACAACAGGGGCACCUUUUGUUUCGGCAAUAUUUGUAACAAGCAAUAUAUCAGCUGAACAUGGCACUGAACCACUAGACACAGCUCUGCACCUGGAUGCUGCUGAACAUAAUUUAGCAUGACCUGGGUGAAAUUAUAACAUUGCAAGAGUAAUCCAGAUACUGGCAGACUUUGCUAAAUAUGUUCCUUUGUCUGAUUGCUGCAUGUGUUCCUCUUUAGGUGACAGGUUCGCUUUAAGCUCAUAAAGUCAGGGGGUUGCACCAGUCUCUUUCUCUCCUUGCCAAGUUGGCUAAUUUUUGACUACUACUGGGCAAAUGUUUAAAGUGUACCAAUAAAAAAAACUCCUGGGAGCUGUGCCUAGUAACUCAUGUUAUUUUAAAGCCCCUUAGCAAAACAUAUUUUGUAUUUAAGAAGCCAUAACAUAAGAACGACUGAAUGGGAUUAUAGGAAAUGGAAAAUGAUUUUUGCUUCUCACUCUACUUACAAUAAAUUGACUGCAAUACCUGAGCCACUCAGUACUGUGUUCAUAACUUGGGAGCCAAUAAGUAUGCCUGAUUGAAGACUGGACAGCGGGUCUGUUAGUCUUUGGCUGUUGGCGUCACUCACUUUGUGGUCUCAGGGGAUAAACUUAGUAGGUACUACAAAAUUCCCCAUAAUAGGCUACCAAGAUAUAUACAUAGACAUUGGUUAUUUACUACAGGAGUACAUUUUGUGAGCCAAUUAUUUGACUAGAGGAUUUGGAAAAUUGCAAUUACGUUUGCAUAUAAAUAGAUUAAUUUAAUUUCAGCUUAAAAUGUUACUCCUUUAGUAAAAAAAA